This is a messenger RNA of Siniperca chuatsi (mandarin fish), 3823 nucleotides long. RefSeq names its product basic leucine zipper nuclear factor 1 (gene blzf1). The transcript is spliced from 7 exons. Gene Ontology annotation, biological process: Golgi to plasma membrane protein transport; Golgi organization. NCBI's taxonomy places the organism in Eukaryota, Metazoa, Chordata, Actinopteri, Centrarchiformes, Sinipercidae. The record is from RefSeq and is a predicted model, not a curated record. Gene Ontology annotation, cellular component: Golgi membrane. The coding region runs from base 806 to 2038 and encodes 410 amino acids.
CCAUGAUAACUGUAGUCCAAAACUCACCCAAAAUAAUGCGAGUAUCAAAAACUGAAACACACGACAACAAGUUAACUAUGCUUGACUAAUUUGAACAUUUUCUCGUAUCAACUCCGAAACCACUGCAGUGGAAAAACAAGCAGCAGCAUCUUAGCGGCACUUUUCAACGUUUGGUGUAACACAAUGUUUGUCCGUAGAGCACACAUUAACUACGCAUGAAGGUUCCGCGUCAUUCACAUCGGAUUACAUUCAAUUGUUACACCACCAGCUUCGGGCAGAAUCAAUGUUAUGAUAUUUAAUCAGUUUUACAUUUAGUUGAUGUUAUAACAACUCGGGUAGAAUAACACAGCAACAGAUCGCAGAUGAGUUUUGUGGGGAGGCGACGGGACGGACAGCUGUCAUUGUGGGUUUUAUUUUCCUGGGUAACACCUGUCAGGCUUUCUUGUAUAACAUUGCUUCUUCGACAAAAUGAAUACGUUAAAUGUAAUGUCAGAAAGUGUCGGGGUAAAUAACGAUUUGGGGUAUUUAUCUGUGCACAGUGCGAACAGUGAACUCCCCGCAGCUUUAGUUUGCAAGAGGGCAGCGGUUUUUUGACAGGAAGUUUUGCCUGAGGGGAUAAUCUCAGGGCAAAAAGUCGUUUUUGUCCACCGUCAGAGGCCAACAGCGUCCGGUGACAAAAUAAACAGCUUGCGGUUGCUUACAGAGAAUUAAUCGGGAGGAGGUUGAACCUGGAGGUUUCCCGGACGAAGAGUCACCAGGGUUUCACCUAGACUACAGACUUCCUUCUCAACUAACCACCUCCACCAUGACUGCUGCUGUGAGAGAUUCUGCCAAAGUGCCUAUCCGAGGUGCUGGCGAUGGCAUGGAAACUGAAAAACCGCCGGCCAUUCUGGAGGUAAACACAGAUACAUUGCUACCAGGUCCAUCUGCAGUUCCCCUCCUGAAGGUGGCUAGCCCAAAACACAGCCUCAAAUCUAGCCAUCCUGCUCCCCCUGCUGCUCCCCAGCCUCUCGGGGUGCUCCACCUGGGCAAGGUGAGUCGAGAGGCCUGCACAGAGGUGGAGGCUGUGAGGAUUAUCGUCCCACGUGCCGCUAUUAGCCGAAGCAGCCGUACAGGACCUGCUGAGGGGAAAGGGGAGGCUGGGCAACAGGCUGAGGAGCAGGGCUCUCCCCCGCUGCCUCUGGUGGAGGACUGGAGAGGACAGAUGGAGAAGCUGCAGAACUCUGAACGCAGGCUCCUGCAGGACAAGGAAGGCCUUUCCAAUCAGCUCCGUGUGCAGACAGAGGUGAACCGUGAGCUAAAGAAACUGCUGGUGGCGUCGGUGGGUGAUGACCUUCAGUACCACUUUGAGCGUAUGGCACGAGAGAAGAACCAGCUGAUUCUGGAGAACGAGGCUCUAGGCCAGAGUCUGGCGCACACCGCGGAGCAGCUGGAGCGAAUGAGUAUCCAAUGUGACGUUUGGAGGAGCAAGUUCCUGGCCAGCAGAGUCAUGGCAGAGGAGCUGACGAAUGCCAGAGCAGCUCUGCAGAGACAGACCAGAGAGGCACAAGGAGCAAUUCAGGACCUGCUGUUAGAGAGAGAAGUUUUCUCCAGGGACAUGGUGCUCACUCACAGAUCUCUGGAGCAGCUCCUGGUGUCUCUGCAGUGGGGCAGACAGCAGACGUACUACCCCAGUGCACAGCCCCUCAGCACAGGAGAGCUGGCAGCAGCCAAUCACAAGCUAGCAGACGCUAUCAACUCCCACCUGCUGGGCAACACCAGCAGCAACAGCAGCAGCAGCGGUGUGGUGAAGGGCAGCAGUGCCAUAGCUGAGCAGCUCUGCAGCACACCAGCUGAGAAGAUGGCUGAGAAGGUGCUGAAGAUCUUAGAUCCAAUCUCCUGUUCAGAAAACAAGGCAGAGCCUCAACUCAGUGACUCCACCCCCUCAAACUUCCUCAGCAAUAAGAAGAGCAUCGGCAGGUUUCACCCAUAUACCCGCUAUGAGAACAUUACUUUUAAUUGCUGUGAGCGCUGCACUGGAGACAUCCUGGUGCUGUAGAGGUCAAAGAGCGGCAAAACGUCCCAGUCUGACACCAAUGCAGCAUCAGAGCUUAUUUCAAAUGACUGAGGUCUGAACAGGAGUGUACUCUGGAGGAUAUUACUUGCUAUCGGUGGGGUAUGCGAUUCUAAUCCAAUACACGUCUUUUUGUCAAAUUCAACGAAUAUCUCCUCACGGUACGCUAGCUGUCCGAUCAGUGUGUGCACUGAAAAAAAAAUCCAGUAUUUGUACACAGCCCUGGCUCUGUAAAUGGGAAACAAACAAAGUGGCUCGGACCAAGCCACACAACACUAUUACAGCCACGACUUGUGUGUCAGGUAACGUUAAAUGACUUGCUCACGGACAUUCAGCUUACUUUCUAAUUUGCCAAGAUAUACUCUUGUGGUGAUGUUAGCUUAAGUAACAGGAGAGUUGUGAGUUUUGCUGUCUGGAGCUGGUUUGCUGCCUCUGGGAAACCGUCUCGUCCUCUCUGGCUGUUUCAGCUUUGCAGCAGCAACUGUAGCGACAGUUUAACGCACAACCUAGCUAACCUUAGUUACAUUACUUGCUGUGUUGUUGUUCGCUCUAUAUCAUGGUAUUUGUCAUGGUAUUGGAUUUCUCCAGAAUCGCAUUCCCCACCUUUUAAGUGACUUCUUCAGUCGACACCAAAAGUUAGCAGCUCAAGCAGACAUUUUGUGUAUCUGAUUUUGUGUUUGGAUUUUCAUAAUUUCAGAUAAUGGUUUUAAAUUUUUUUCAAGCUGCUGUUUAUUUUGCUCUCUUUAACUUGAAAAAAAGCUAAAUGGGAACACUGAGUUGUUUGUUCAGGAAUCAUGAUGUGAAAGUGAAACAGAAUGCAUUUCAGAGCCUUUGCAGCCUGGUUUAAACCAUGGAGCGUGCUAUUUAUUGCUGGAAUGUGAGGUCAAGAUGAGUCGGUGUUACAUGAUGGACACUGUUAGGGUGUCUGCUUAUUCAAACUUAAACAUUAGGCUAGUGUGUUUAUUUACAUAUUCCUAUAAUAAGUAAAAUGUGCAAACAGGUUGCAAUGCAUAAGUGUGUUUACAGGACAGCCUGUUGUGGAAAUACCCUCCAGGAAGUUAACAAACAACAGAUAAUGAGCUAAUUGCACAGUCACAUGUGUACUGUGACUGUAAUAACAAAAAUAAGUGAGGAUUCUUCUUAUACUGUAGAGGUCUCGCCAAAUUUCUCAGUAUGAUGGUGCUAUCAUAUUUAAAAAAAUAUUGUGUUAAUAUAUUUUGUAUAUUGCAUGCUGCAAAGACAUACAUUCAAUAUUUUUGAAGUGGUUUGUCAGUACUACAGUAGACUGUUAUUGUGCAACAGUAUUGUUUAAAGAAAGCCCUGAUAUUGUCAAAUGCCCACUCACACACACACGUUCAGUAAUUUGCAAAUGGUUUGACUUUGUGGUGUUUCAAAGAAAAGCUUGACGUUUUUCUAAAAUUUUCCAGAGAGAUUUUAAGUUUUGAUGUUUGAUUUGUUUUCAUUGAAUCAUGUUAUAUUCGUUUGGGCGAUGUUUUUUGUAAUUCCUUAUUUAAAAAUGACGUUUUUUUGCCUCAAAAUGUACUACUAUGAAACGACUAGUAAUGUAUUACACAUGCCUUUUUCUGUGCCGUUUUCUAAAACCAAGCUGUAUAAUAUUUUGGUUUAUUGCAUCUGUAUGGAAAAGUUUAAACUUUGCAGUGAUGAUGACGGUAUAAUUUACAGUAAAAGCACACUGUAAAAAUAUUAAUACAUCUUUGUUUUCCAUGUCAGACCAAAAUAAAGACCAAACUAGUUUCUAUCUUUUUAAAA